Messenger RNA from Cydia pomonella (codling moth), 2042 nucleotides. Its product is annotated as catalase-like. NCBI's taxonomy places the organism in Eukaryota, Metazoa, Arthropoda, Insecta, Lepidoptera, Tortricidae. Gene Ontology annotation, cellular component: cytoplasm; peroxisome; mitochondrion. Gene Ontology annotation, molecular function: catalase activity; heme binding. The transcript has 5 exons. The record is from RefSeq and is a predicted model, not a curated record. Bases 223 to 1770 code for a protein of 515 amino acids. Gene Ontology annotation, biological process: response to hydrogen peroxide; hydrogen peroxide catabolic process.
GGUAUAUUGGAGUUCAGCUUGCUCGAGUCGUUGCUAUCUACCUCGGCGUCUGCAAAAAAUUGGUGCGUGUGAAUAUUGAGAGUCACUUGGUGGUAGCAGCAGUACCCGUUUGUACUAGAAAACUCGUAGAAUGCUCCCGAUCUUCUAAGUUCUAGAAUAGGUGUUAAGUGUGUUGCUGAUUAAUCUUCAUCUUUAUUGAUGUCUAUAUUGUAAAGAUUAAAAAUGUACAAGGGAGCAAAUUUUUGCUUUUUACGACUGAUACUUUUGGACGUAAUACUCGUUACUAAUGCUGUACAUUUUGAAGACUUUGCUUCUCAACAGACGGUUUUGUUUGCUGAGAGGACUGGGGAGCCAAUAGGGAUUCUGACCACGGCAAAUGGAGCUCCCGUAGAAUUUAAGGACGCCAACGUAUCACUCAAUCGUAGAGUCAUUUUCAACGAGUACUUGAUAGAGACUAUAACGCAUCUCAACCGUCGGAAAAUUGUGGAGCGUACAGUGCACGCCAAGGGUGCUGGUGCUUUUGGAACUUUUGAGGUCACCCACGACAUAACAAAUAUCUGCAAGGCGAAAUUCCUAAAUAAAAUCGGUAAAAUAACCCCGGUUGCCGUUAGAUUUUCUUUAGUAGUUCCCAACUUGGGGGCUCCGGAUACGUUCAGAGACGGGCGUGGCUUCGCUGUCAAGUUCUACACGGAAGACGGCAACUUCGAUCUGGUGGGCCUGAGCAUCCCUGUAUUUCCCUACAAAGACCCUCUCUUCUUCCCAACAUUCGCAAACGCUCAAGGCAAGAAUCCUUCUACAAAUUUGUUCGACGCGAACAUGCUGUGGGAUUACAUAACUUUACGACCAGAAUCAAUACACUUCUUCAUGUACAAAUUUGGAGACAGUGGCAUACCAAACGGUUACAGACAUAUGCCAGGGUUUAGCAUCCAUACGUACCAAGUAAUCAACAAACAAGGUGAAUCCCAUUUCCUUAGAUUCCAUAUAUUACCUGAUCAAGGAGAGCGUUUCUUGACUUCUAAAGAAGGUAUGAAGAUAAGCGGAAUUGAUCCAGACGCCUUUAUAAAAGACUUGUAUAAUGCUAUUGGAAAUGGAGACUAUCCUAGCUGGCAAGUUCUAGUUCAGGUGUUGAGUUUAGAGCAGGUUACACAUGCUGAUUUUGACGUCUUUGACGUGACAAAGGCGCUGCCUUUAGACAAAUAUCCGCUGCAACCCUUGGGCCGUCUGGUACUUGACAAAAACCCUGUAAAUUUCUUUGCGGAAUUCGAACAAAUAGCUAUGUGUCCCAAUCAUCUAGUCCCAGGUAUUCUUGGCGCUCCGGAUAAAUUAUUUGAAGCGCGUCGGUUGUCAUAUCGCGAUGCUCAAUAUUAUAGGCUGGGAGCGAAUUUCCAGAACAUAGCCGUUAAUUGUCCUUUGAGACAACCUUUUACUUACAACAAUGAUGGUCGUGCGCCACAGAAAAUAACUGAUAGACCAACUUACUGGCCCAACACAUACAAUGGUCCUGUACCUUACGUGGAUCCCAAAACACCUGAAGUUGCUCAAAUAGUGCAAGAUACGUCCUUAAAUUUCGACCAGGCGUCACACCUUUACCAAUACGAGAUGACUGAAGACGCAAGGAAACGUUUGGUCAGUAACAUUGUUUAUAGCCUUGCACCUGCUGAACCUAGGAUUCAAGAUCGAGCUAUCAAGUGGUUUAAGAUCAUAAAUACAGAUUUUGGGAGUCGAGUGGAGCGAGGUUUAGCGAAGGAGAAUAUUAAAAAUAAUAAUUAAAAAUUGUAACUAUUUACAGUGUGUAAAACCAAUACGGACGAUAAAUUAAACCAGAUUUAGAUUUUAUCCGUGUAAUCAUUCGUCAAGAAGUUUUUAAAGUUACAUUUAAUUAUGACUCCGUAAUUAAUAUUUGAAAAUUUACCGAACAGCAAUCUACUUUAAACAUACGAGACAUAACAUGAUAUGACUUUACGAGAUGCGAGCUUUAUAUACUGCCAACAAGCGUUGACAGUUACUUUAACAAGCUAGUAUAUCAUUGGUUGCUUUACAUU